This is a messenger RNA of Colletotrichum abscissum, 834 nucleotides long. Its product is annotated as acetyltransferase/esterase. The record is from RefSeq and is a predicted model, not a curated record. The coding region runs from base 1 to 834 and encodes 277 amino acids. The transcript has a single exon. Lineage: Eukaryota; Fungi; Ascomycota; Sordariomycetes; Glomerellales; Glomerellaceae.
AUGGCACCAGAAUUUGCUCCAACCCGCGCAGUCCUGCACAUCGAGGAUUGCGAUAUUCACUAUUGGUCCCUAGGCAAAGGUCCGCUCAUCGUCUUCAUCCCGGGAGGCAAUGGCCACGGACGGCAAUAUGACACGAUCAUAGCCUCUCUAUCGGAUAGAUAUACAUGCGCCACCCUUGACCGUCGUCAAAUGUCAGCAAGUCAAGCCAAAGUCAACAAGAGGCUCAAUCCUCCACAGCAAGCCCGCGAUAUUCGCGCCAUCAUCGAGGCCCUCGGCUUCGACAAAGCCACUCUUUUCGGGAGUAGUAUGGGCGGUAUCCUUGCAUUUCAGUUCGCCCUCGACUUUCCAGACAUGGUCGAACACGUCAUCUCUCACGAAGCUCCGACCUUCAUGCUUCUCCCCAAUGCCACCGAAGUCUUUGAGUUCUUGUAUAAUUGUCUCGACACAUAUGAGGCUUCAGGCGUCGAUGCUGCGCAGGAAAAGUUCAGCUCUAAGCUGAUCGGCUAUUUCGAUGAAGGUGUUCCUCGCACGGGGCCAUCGGAUCCAAUGAAUCCCCCGAAUCACUGGGCCAACGAGUUUGCCGUCUUGCUGGGCUAUCUGCCGAGUUUGUAUCGCAUCAGGGAGAACGGAACGAGCAUCGGGCUGAUGAGGGGCAUUCGGAGCAGAGAGGCGUGGUAUGCUCAGGCGGUCGACGAGCAGGCCAAGAUUCUGGGGUGUCCGAAGCUUGACGUCGCGGGUGCUCACGAGGGCUUCAGAGUCGAAUGCGAGGCGUUUCUCCCGUACUUUGUCGAGUUGAUGGACAUUCUAGACAAGGCCAAGGGCAAGAGCUCUUGA